AUGACAGAUCCUGUUCUGUCACAAUUUCAGCUCUCAAAAUAUCAAGAAUUACAAGCCGGACCAUCACAAGCUGAAUCGUCGAGCACUGCUAACCUACAAACUGAAAAAUCACAAACCAAACCGACUUUAUCUUCAAUUGAGAUAAAAAAGCCGACAUUUCAAAUUAUAACUCCUGAACAGAUCCGUCCUCACCCCAAAGCUGGUGAACGAAAGUCUACAAUUCGAAGAAAGAAAAAAUCCCUGAUUUUGACAGACACUCCAGUCAAAGAGAACAUAGAGGAAGAAGCAAGACUUCGAGAAGAAAAAGCACAAAAAAAACCAAAAGAACUAACAAGAAAAAAGAGGCAGUAA
This is a messenger RNA of Acanthoscelides obtectus, 351 nucleotides long. The record is from the annotation of a GenBank genome assembly. Lineage: Eukaryota; Metazoa; Arthropoda; Insecta; Coleoptera; Chrysomelidae.